Molecule: messenger RNA, 864 nt
Organism: Episyrphus balteatus (marmalade hoverfly)
Lineage: Eukaryota; Metazoa; Arthropoda; Insecta; Diptera; Syrphidae
Product: cytoplasmic dynein 1 intermediate chain-like
Exons: 4
Coding region: 1-483 (160 amino acids)
Molecular function (GO): protein binding
Source: RefSeq, a predicted model, not a curated record
AUGGUUGGCACACAGAAUGCACACAAUGUGAUAUCGAUCUCAUCCGAUGGCAAGCAAGAUACACUGGAAUUGCAGCAACGGCAAUCGAAGCCAAUUGCUAUCACUUGCAUGUUCUUUUCAUCGAAUGAGAUUAACAAUCUGGCAAUGGCAAUGUUUAUUCUGCUUAUCGACAUGGAAUACGUUCGGGUGUGUCUGAAGUCUAUGAGAAGCAUUUUGCGUCCAGUGACGGGAAUAUCAACUCAUCUAAAUCAAUCUACACCAGAUUUUGGUGAUUUGUUCCUUACAUCGUCCAUUGAUUGGACAAUUAAGUUAUGGAAUCUUAAGAACCAAGCCACUCGUUCUUUAAGCCUACUUCAUCCCACAACAGCUCCCUGGCCCUGUAUAAACAAAAACAUUUUCCAGUCAUCAAGACGUUUAUUUAAGAUAAGAUGGAGGUUUAUGUCUAUUAAUCCAUCUACUUCUGCUUUGCUGCAUUAUGUUUAAUUGGAUGAAAAAGCUACUAUUGAAAUCGACAAUCUGGAGAAUCGAAGUCAAAUCAAUUCAGGAAUGCUGUGAUUAAUAACCAGGCUAAUCAUAAUUUGCAUAAUGAAGAACUCUUGUCUAGAGGAGCUAUACGCAUGUGGCACAAUGAGUUGAAUGAGAUAAAAUUUAUUAAUUUUGUUUUGUUUUUAAUUGAACCAAUAUUGUUUUAACUUUUUGAUUGUAUAUUAAAUAUUUAUGCAAAGUGAAACGAAUUUGUUUAACAACAGUUGGAAUAUAAAGUAAAAUUUGUUCAAUUGUACUUAAUCUAUUGAAUCAUCUCUCAUAUAGACUCAAUUUACUUAUUAUGUUUUAACAGUAAUUUUUUUCAAUCAAGCCUUACAC